AUGAAAGAAAUCUAUGAGCGGCUGGAAGAAAAACCAUUUCAAUAUAUUGAUGUCUACGUAUUUUCUGAUGGUAUAGACACAAGUCCUAGAAAAAAAGAUCAAUCAUAUCAAGUAAUUGCUCGUCGUUUGCACGAAAAGAUUGGUGCGAAAUGUCAUUUCAUGAAUUGUGGUUCGGCAUCAAGUGGGUAUUGUGUGGCGCCUUGGUUAGGAGAUCCUGAUGCCGAUUGUCCAAUUUCUGGUAAUGUUGACGAAAUUCGGGCACAAGUCGCAUCUAGCUAUGGACAACAUCAUCUGCGUGGGAGUGCACGAUCACCUCAAACAAGUGCAUUUUCCUCUUCCCUACAAGCCACAAUGACGAACGACGAAUUAGAAUCACUUCGUAAACUAACAUCUCAAUGUCCAUCAGCCACUGCAAAUGACUCACUAACGAGCGCUGACAGUGCACAGCUUGAUAUCAUAGAAAUUAAGGAUAAUUGUAUACACGACAAUACGAAUUCCAAUCAACAUUCAAGCUAUGCAGUGCCAUCAAAUCGAAAAACGAGUGGAAUUGCUUUUUCUCCAUAUUUUGGUGAGGUUAAAUAA
Messenger RNA from Rotaria sp. Silwood2, 582 nucleotides. Lineage: Eukaryota; Metazoa; Rotifera; Eurotatoria; Philodinida; Philodinidae. The record is from the annotation of a GenBank genome assembly.